AACAUGGAGGAGAGAGAAGCGCUGAAGAGGCAAAUUGAACAUCUACAAACACUCAUCAAUAAUCAUAAGAGCAUCCAUGGCGACACCCCAUAUGCAAGAGUUGUGCAGAGGCAGCCAGAAGCUCCAACAUCAGCCAGAGGUCGCAGCACAUCUGUCAUCCAUCCUCACAGCUCCAGAGGGAGACCAUAUGCUCCUCACACCCAUGGAAGUUGGAGGAAAACGUACUCACUGAGAAACAAGAACCCCCAGCCCUCUGCUGGACAUCCCCCAGCUUCACCCUCCUCCUCUGUUCAUCAGUCUAGUUCCCACAGUACGUUUCACAGCACCUCACUGCCCGGCCACAGCAGAGGAGAAGAGAGUGUUAGAGUCAAAACUGCCACUUUAUCGUCAGGGAUCUCUCAACAGAAGAGAGAAGGACAAACAAACAUCACAGGGGUUAGGGGAGUCGCAACAGAGGAGAAAAACACAGACGCUCUGAGAAAAACAGGGGCAGCUGUGUCUCAGCGUGGAGAUGGAACAGGAGGUUCAAGCUCAACGGGCACUAGUAUGCAACAUGAAACGCCUCACAGACAGAAUCAAGAAUUUCAGCAGAUGGCUCAAAGGAGGCAUGGAGACCUGCCAGAAAAGAAAGUCAGUGGUUCUUCAGAAGUGCCCUCUUCUGUCAAAGCCAACACCUCAACCAGUUUACAGGGCAGCUCUCACGCACAGACCAAACCUUCCCCGACAAGCAAAACCAGCACUGAGGGUAAACGGGCUAUUGAUACAACAACUGCAGCUAUUCUCCCGACUGGCAAUACGUCUCACACAAGCCAGGGCCAAAACAGUACACCUUUUUUGAAAAAAUCCAAGUUCACUUGGGUAAAGAGCCAGAAUGUGGGAGGGGCGGAGCCCAAACAAGCUAGCUCCUCACCCACAGGUAAAGCUGCAACUGUUGCUCCAACGUCAAUCUCAAAAGUUGCCAGCGGAAGCUCCCCCUUAUUCCCAGUCACUAAGAGAAACCCUGCCAAGAAGUUACCUCGAAAGCUGAGCCUGGUCACUGUAGCCCCCAAGACCUCCAAGUACAAAUGGGUGUCCUCCUCUGCUGGAGCCCAAGCUAAACUAUCUCGAAAAUCACUGUCGCCCAAAGCCUUGACUCCUUCCCAGAGAGCUCUGGAGAAGGGAGAGGCCACCAAGAAACUCAGAGCAGUCUCUGCUCCCUCCGCUAAGAUAAAAAAGGGAAUUGCAGGGGCCUCUACCAACUCCUCACUGGGUAGCCGUUACCGCUGGAAGGCUGGAGGUCAGAGUACCUCGGCAGCAGUGGCAGGAGGAGCAGCAGUGGCCCGUCGCAGAUCUGCCUUCCACUGGACGUCAGAAAAAAGCAACAAAGGAGUGAAGGGAGGACUUGUUGGUUCCCCCUCUGUAACCCAUCAUACCUCCCUUAUGCCGUCCUCCUCCCCUGGUGGGUUCAAGCUCCGCAGCACGAUGAAAAUCAUUAGGAAGUCUGCUAGUAGUGGAGCCGGGUCAGAGAAGGUGACCGGCCCAUCAGCAGUAAGGUACUCCCCACGCGGCCGCAUGCACACCCUGACCAGGAGUCCCAUUGGAGUUAGGAGGGCUCCCUCCAGGGAGCUUGUGUCUUUUGGUAGACACAAGUUGAGGAGGCUACCCCCUAGCUUCUCAAGGACAAACUUUUAUACUGAUCCGUCAACUUUGCUGUGCUCAGGUCUCACCCCCUUCUCCCACCGUGGGCCCGCCGGAGGCCACCGGAGCCCCGCCUUUCAGCGCGUGUUCAGGACACACGACGGCAUGGUGACCUGCUCGGGCUCCAGCACCAGACACGCCCUCCACUACAACCCCGCCCUGUCUUGGAGAGCCAAGAGGAUCCAGUCUGCCAGGAGUUUCCUUCAGAGCCGUCUGCGAGCUCCCCACUACAGACACCCGUCAGCCACUCAGCAGUGGAGGGGAAGCGGCAUGUGCUGGAUUCAUGGCUCCCUGUACCGGGUGUCAGCCAAUAAGCUGUCCCGCACCGUAGCAUCCAGCAUGUCGAUCAACCGAACAGGAAGGUCUUUCAACACCACCCAGGUCUCAUCCAUGAUUCCUGCUUCCCACCGACCCUCCAGUACUCGUCAUUUAGCCAGCCGUGCUGUCCAGCGGAGCCUUGCCAUAAUCAGACACGCUCGUCAGAAGAAGCAGCUGAAGCAGUACUGUAUGUACUACAACCGCUUUGGCAAGUGCAACCGUGGCAACAGCUGUACCUACAUCCAUGACCCAGACAAGGUGGCUGUCUGUACCAGGUUUCUGCGAGGGACGUGCAAGCAGGCAGAUGGGACCUGCCCAUUCUCCCAUAAGGUGGCUAAGGAGAAGAUGCCGGUGUGUUCCUACUUCCUGAAGGGAAUCUGUAACAACAGCGACUGUCCUUACAGUCAUGUCUAUGUGUCCCGCAAAGCUGAAGUGUGUGAGGACUUUGUCAAAGGCUACUGUCCUGAGGGAGAGAAGUGUAAGAAGAAACACACUCUGGUGUGUCCAGACUUCUCAAAGACGGGAUCCUGCCCUCGAGGAGCCCGUUGUAAGCUUCAGCACCGCCAACGAGCCAAACGAAGCGCCAGCAACGCCUCCACCACCCCAGCCAAGAGACCCCGAACCAAAGAGCCCUUUAAGAGGUCCCGCCUGUCUGUCGUCAUCCCACAGGGCUCUCAGGCAGCUCCAGGGACGCCCACCAAAGGUCCUCUGGAACUGCCGUCCUUCAUCUCCCUCUCCAGCUCCCCAGAGGAGGCAGACGCACCAGACACACUGCUGGCUGAGACCUCAAAAGUUAAAGAGAAAAAGCUGCAGAUCAAGCCUCGGCUGUGAGACGACAGAGACCAGCAGCAGCGAAGGUGAAAAACACCUAAAGACCAGUGAUGUCUGUGCUCCAGGUUUGUCCUGACAGGUGUAUCUGUGUCUCUUCCCUCUGAAUUUCCUCACUCAGGGCCUGAAAGUUUCUUCUAUAUCAGUAAUUCUGUUGCAUAUCUCUGGGUGUUUACAAUGCAGAUUUUCUCAUCAGGUUUUGUAAAUUUUAAAAUGACAAAUAAAAUAUCAGCUC
Molecule: messenger RNA, 3058 nt
Organism: Chelmon rostratus (copperband butterflyfish)
Lineage: Eukaryota; Metazoa; Chordata; Actinopteri; Chaetodontiformes; Chaetodontidae
Gene: zc3h3
Product: zinc finger CCCH-type containing 3
Exons: 12
Coding region: 4-2826 (940 amino acids)
Cellular component (GO): nucleus
Molecular function (GO): metal ion binding
Source: RefSeq, a predicted model, not a curated record